AUGGCGAUGAUGGCGACUGUGGCGAUGGUAGUGGCGAUGGUGGGGCCCGCAAUGCCUGCAAGCCUUUUUGAAGCUAAAGCAAAAAGGGAAUUCGAAGACGCAGAGCUGGUUAUUGCCAUAGGAAAAACCCCAAAGGUUCAAAUUAAAGUUGUUGAGCAUAAAAGAGACGAUGAACCAGAUUUCUCUGGCUACUACCCAUAUUAUUCCGGCUACUCCGGUUACUCCGAUUAUUCCGGUUACUCCGGUUAUUCCGGCUACUAUCCAGAUUACUCCGGGUACUCAGGUUAUUCCGGUUACCCAGAUUAUUCCGGUUAUUCUGGCUACUACCCAGAUUACUCAGGUUAUUCCGGUUACCCAGAUUAUUCCGGUUACUCUGGUUAUUCCGGCAAUUUUGGUUAUUCCGGCUACUAUCCAGAUUAUUCCGGUUAUUCUGGCUACUACCCAGAUUAUUCCGGUUACUCUGGCUACUACCCAGAUUAUUCCGGUUAUUCUGGCUACUAUCCAGAUUACUCAGGUUACUCCGGUUAUUCCGGUUACCCAGAUUAUUCCGGUUAUUCUGGCUACUACCCAGAUUACUCAGGUUACUCCGGUUACCCAGAUUAUUCCGGUUACUCUGGUUAUUCCGACAAUUCUGGUUAUUCCGGCUACUAUCCAGAUUACUCCGGUUACUCUGGUUAUUCCGGUAACUCUGAUUAUUCUGGAUACAACCCAAAUCAUUCCGGCUACUCCUCUGGUUAUUCUGGCUAUCCAGAUUAUUCCGGUUUUUCUGGCAGCGAUGGCGGAGAUGAAAGUGGUUACAGUUCCUCUGGUUACGAUGGCAGUGGUGAAAAGAAAUAA
This is a messenger RNA of Helobdella robusta, 837 nucleotides long. RefSeq lists its product as hypothetical. The transcript has 2 exons. The coding region runs from base 1 to 837 and encodes 278 amino acids. Lineage: Eukaryota; Metazoa; Annelida; Clitellata; Rhynchobdellida; Glossiphoniidae. The record is from RefSeq and is a predicted model, not a curated record.